CAUUUAUUUCUUAUUUCAAAGUUUUGGCCGCUUGAUUUGAAAAAGCACACCAAGUUCAAAAGGCGCAAAGCGUAACCGCCCAAAACACCCCCCUCUCUUCCCCCAUUUCCACGCACACAAAAGAGCACAAGACGGAGAGAUUUAUUCGAGUGCCACGCAUAGUUCCAGUCUUCCAACCACUUCAAUUACUUCCGACAAGGUGAAUGAUUGGCGAAAUAGUGGUUUAAUUUCAAAACACUAAAAAGAGAUAAAAGAGCAUUGCGUGACUGCCAGCGUGGAAAUGUUAUUGCAGAGCUCUGUCCCAAGUUCAAUUGAAGCAGCUUUAUCUUUUAACACUAAUCAUGGACAACGAGACUUAACAUUUGAGUGGGUGAAUGCUGAAACUAGGCAAUCUUGUAUAAAUAAUAAUAAUUUCCCUCAGGGUGGUUCGGAGCUAUUGACUGUGAACACAGUGCCUAGGUCAAAUUUCAUUUGCAAGCAAGGGAAGCUCCUGAAAAGUUCUGUGGUAAUUUUUCCUCUCAAGGCGGAAGUUGAUAAAAUAUCUGUAUUUGAAGAUAAGAAUGGUCCUUCAGGCACUCAAGCUGAGGAUGCAAUUGGUGAUGGAACUGGAACUCCUACUGUCUCAGCAGAGAAUCUGGCUGGAGAGUUUCAUGCUGCCAAUGCUUCAGUUCUCCAUUUUGAAAAUUUUUGCACGCAUCCUUCUUCAGAAAUUAAAUUCUCUAACAAACCAGAUGUGAAUCUUGACUCCAAGUCUGUUAGCUUUGAUUGCCGUAAGAAUCAGGGUUCGACGGUUACAAAUGAAGAGUCCUUUCUCGAUGAUCUAUGCAUCUCUACGCUAAGGAGUCAUGGAUUGCUGGAAAGUGUUUGCCCAAAAAGAAGUUGUGCUUCCCUAGAAAUUCUUGGAAUUGAUAAUGAUAGUGGCUAUACUCAGCCUUGCAAGCAGUGUGGUCGUUCAGAUAAUGUAUUGAAUAUGUUAAUUUGUGAUCGUUGUGAAGAAGCAUUCCAUAUAUGUUGCUGCAAAUCUGAGAUGAAGAUGUUGCCAAUUGAUGAGUGGUUUUGCUAUUCUUGUUCAAAAGCGAACUGCAACGAGGGUGCAUCCAGAUUUCGACUGGGUCCGAUAGCGAUCAUGUUGAAAUACCCAGAGCCUUACAGAUCUAAAGUUCGAAUUGGUGAAGCCUUUCAGGCAAAAGUUCCUAACUGGUCGGAUCAAUCCAAUGAUUUCAAUUGCAUUGGUGAACCUUCUGAAAUGGAUCCAUCUGAAACUUUUGACACUGAUACUUGUACUGCUAUCUUCUAUAAUUGGGGGAACCCAGUGUUGAUUGCUAGGUUCAUGCGUGGUAUGACUUAUGAGGACAUUACUUGGAGGGGGGAAAUGAGCAGGGAGUUCAAUUCAAUGCUAGAACUUAAGAUUGUGUAUGAAAUCCAGGAUUGGGACUAGAGUGUGUUGCUUCCCAGAAAGCACAAAUGCUUUAAUUGAAUGUUAAAUACAUAUCUGGUAUGGAUAUGACAUAAGGGGGUGUGCAUCAUAUUCACAUCUGUAAAGCAUAAAAGUUGAGUUGCAUUUAUGUUGGAAAGGGAGGGGACGUUCAGUCAUCAUAAGAGCAGUAUAGCUUAUAAUGCUACUCUGUUGCUCAUGUGCGCAAUCAGAAGCGAAAGGAGGAAUAGCCUGCCGCCCUUGAUAUUAUACUCACCUCACUGUAGUCUAUUCUUGCGGUUAUUGAACAGUCAGUCAGUCGGUCAGAUGUAUCUGUCAUUUCUUCUUCUUCUUUUCUUAGUAUUUUUUUAAUUUUUUAGAUUGUAACUCUUAGGAAAAACUUUGUAUACUAUACACCCUGUUCUUGAGUAUUCUAACUUUAUUUUAAAAUUAAUUAUCUUUUUGGAUAAAAAAAAAAAACUAGAGAACAAGCAAAAAUUGUAA
This is a messenger RNA of Carya illinoinensis, 1918 nucleotides long. RefSeq lists its product as uncharacterized. The record is from RefSeq and is a predicted model, not a curated record. The transcript is spliced from 6 exons. Gene Ontology annotation, molecular function: zinc ion binding. NCBI's taxonomy places the organism in Eukaryota, Viridiplantae, Streptophyta, Magnoliopsida, Fagales, Juglandaceae. The coding region runs from base 281 to 1438 and encodes 385 amino acids.